AGAUUGCAGCAGUCCUGCCCACUCGGUGCAACGCGGCUGUUGUCAUGGUAACCUGUAGUUUGGGUGAUUUUUUUUUUUUUCUGUGAUAGUUGUACUCAUUGCUGAGCAACUUUUUUCAUCCCCAUUGAUUAAUUAAAACUGGUCGAAGCUGUGAGAACGAUUGCAUUCUUUGAUUUGGCAUUUUCUAUGACUAAAGAUGGCGACAUCAGAGUCAAACUUUUCUAACCCUGUCCUCGCCUGUGCUCUCUUGGGGGAUGUGCAGGGCUUACAGAAACAUUUUGAAAACCCCGAUGAUCCAAGCCACGAGGAGGCUAGUAACAUGCUGCUGCAGCAGGAUGCUGUAGGCCGAACGCCAUUUUCCUUGGCCUGUAUAACAGGACACAGCGAGAUAGUCCGACAGCUGGCAAAAUAUGGAGCAAAUCUUGAGGAGAAGACAAUCAGAGGAUACACUCCUCUGCAUUAUGCUGCUACAUGGGGUCAGCUGGAUACCGUGCGAGCACUGGUAGAGCUUGGGGCAGACAUUCAAGCUUACAACUUCCUGGGUGAGCGGCCGCGUGACAUAGCCAUCAGAUAUUCAAAGACCAGCUGUGUGGAUUACCUGGACUGGGCUGAGGCAAAGCAGGCACUUCAACUCUACAUUACUCACAUCCAGGGGAUAAUUAGUGACCCAGAGAAAGUACAAGGACGUCUGACAAAGGAAGAUAAGAAUACAAGUAGCAUCAGUUGCAAUCUGAAGUCUGAUUGGCUGCUGAACACCAAGAACCCAACCAUUCAGGAGAUGCAUGAGCAGAGACAGCAGCUGGAGGACAUGCUGCAACCAAUCCUUAACAAACUGACUGUACCAGUUCCAGAGAUGACCAAAAGUGGCAAAUCCUGAACUUUCUCGGCAGUCAACAUCAAAGCUAUAUAAACAACAUCUUUGAAGAACAUUUUUCAUUGCAACACUGCUGAGGCCACACUCAGCGCUCUGUAAUUCUUUUAAUUGUUUCCCAAGUAAACUGUGUACUUUUUGUUGAAGAAAAAAUAUUUAAAAGCUA
Molecule: messenger RNA, 1037 nt
Organism: Protopterus annectens (West African lungfish)
Lineage: Eukaryota; Metazoa; Chordata; Ceratodontiformes; Protopteridae
Gene: ANKRD45
Product: ankyrin repeat domain 45
Exons: 6
Coding region: 197-877 (226 amino acids)
Molecular function (GO): protein binding
Source: RefSeq, a predicted model, not a curated record